CUCCCUCGCGCUCCCUCGUGCGUGUUGUUCCCACCGCCGCCGCUAUCCCCUGCUCCUUCCAAUUUUCCUCCCAAAUAAAAACCAGCCGCAGCGGAGCCGGCGAGACGCGAACCCGGCCGCGAAAUUCUCCUCGCGGAUUCCGCCCCCUGCCGCCGCCGCGUCCGUCCCCCUCGACAAGGUACGAAUCGACCGACGGCUUCGUUGGAGCAGCUCCUGUUGUCGGCUGCGAUUGAUUCUCGUGGAGUGCUUUGGCGGUUUCGACCGGUGGUGAUUGCAGGUUGCUGCGAUCGAUUCCUCAUUCGAAUAGUUGAUGAGCGAGAAUACAAAGCAACUGAGCGCUGGAAGUUUGAUGGUGUGAUGCAACUUGGUUAAGGAAGCUGACUGCUUGAAGUGAUCAUGACGGACCAUCUUGCUAUUAUCGCGUCCGAGCUAGGGGACGCAACGGAUUUUGAGGUUGAUGGCAUUGACAACCUCAGCGAGAAUGAUGUCAGUGAUGAGGAGAUUGAUGCUGAUGAGCUUGCCCGGCGAAUGUGGAAAGACAAGGUCAAGCUCAAGAGGAUCAGGGAGAGGCAGCAGAAGCUCGCUUUGCAGCGGUUGGAGCUGGAGAAGUCCAAGACAAAGAAGAUUUCAGAUCAAGCUCUCCGGAAGAAGAUGACGAGGGCUCAGGAUGGGAUCUUGAAGUACAUGCUCAAGCUGAUGGAAGUGUGCAAUGCGCGGGGGUUCGUGUACGGCAUCAUUCCUGAGAAAGGGAAGCCUGUCAGUGGUGCAUCGGAUAACAUCAGGGAAUGGUGGAAGGAGAAGGUGAAGUUUGAUAAGAAUGGGCCAGCGGCGAUUGUAAAAUAUGAGGUUGAGCACUCGAUGCUGAGUAAUCCUAAGAGCAGUGGAGCCAUGAACCAGCAUAGCUUGAUGGAUCUCCAAGACGGCACUCUGGGUUCAUUGCUUUCAGCGUUGAUGCAACACUGCAGCCCACAGCAGCGAAGCUAUCCAUUGGAUAAGGGUGUCCCGCCCCCUUGGUGGCCAUCAGGGAAUGAGCCAUGGUGGCCUGCGUUGGGCCUUCCAAAGGGAGAAGCGCCUCCGUACAGGAAACCACAUGAUCUGAAGAAGGUUUGGAAAGUUGGUGUUCUGACGGGUGUGAUCAAGCACAUGGCCCCAAACUUUGAUAAGAUCAGAAAUCGUGUAAGGAAAUCAAAGUGUCUGCAGGACAAAAUGACUGCAAAAGAGAGCCUCAUUUGGCUUGGUGUUUUGCAACGCGAGGAGAAGUCUAUUCACAGUUUUGGCAGUGCUUUACUACCGAUUACCCAGCAUAGUACUUCAGAGGACAGAACUGAGGGCAUAUAUAGCAGCAGUGAUGAGUAUGAUGUCGACCGCCUGGAGCAGCCUCCUCGUUCUACAUCAUCCAAAGAUGAUGAGGGAGAUGCUCAGCCUGUUUUGCAGAUUAGAGGGGAGCAGAUCUCAACUAGAGUGCCUAAGAGAAAGCGUCAUGAUAAACCCUCCAACCAACUAGCUAUUAGCAAGGAAGAAACGACAAAACCUAAACCUCGACAGCGGAAUCGCCCCUCAGCUCGUUCUCCAGUUGCUGAGGUUGAGGUUGAAGUGACACAAAGAAAUGACAAUCCGCCAGAUGUAUCGUGCAAUGCAGCUGAUGGUAUGAACCUUAUUGAUCCAAUUGAUGUGGUGGGCAUGACUAACCAGCCAACGAGCUCUAGCCAUGCCCCCCCUACAAUUGGAGCUUUGCAGCAGCACGGAGAUUGUCAAGGGAAUUUUCUAUCUCCUGGUGCUGUGAUCAACAACUACAACAGCAACCAGGCUGCAAGUGCUGCUCAAUCAAGCACUUAUCUGGGCGACCAUCCCCUGGCUUGUGAAGGCAGCGAUAUUGCCAAUUCAUGGUCUGGACACUCGUUUCGGCAGGAUAUUGGUAUUGGGCCUAUUGGUUUUAAUCCUUCACAAGCUGUUCAUCAGGAUUUGGCAAUGCAGCAGCCACUACCACUGCCUAUGGAUCACCAAGCGCCUAUCAUUGGAACAGGAGCUCUCGCCACGAAUGACUCUUACAGUCUCCCGACGGCAGGCAGUGGGAAUUCUGGGACAAUAGUUGGUGAGACCCACCAGCAGUUCAUGGACGACCCUUUCUUCGGCGAGGCUGGAGACAGCACUUUUGGUGGCCUUCCUUUCAGCCUCGUUCCUUUCAGUAGUCCGAUGCUCAACUUUGAUGACUUGGUGGACGACGAUGACUUGAUGCCGUACCUGGGCACAUGACACAGUGUCCAAUUCAUACCUGGUAACUAUGGCGUGGAUAGGUGGUUCAUGCUCGUGCAGCCAGUUACUGGGAGAGUUGGGUGACAUGCUGAUGGAGCAGUGGAAUGUUGAUGCAGCUGCAGCUCGUGACCCAUUUGUGGCGCCGUCCUGAGAAGGUCAUUGCUUUGUAAUAUAACAUCAAUAAUGUAGUUUAGGGUGCUCUCUUGACUGUACUGGAUGUCAAAUGCUAUACUGUCGUAAGCCGUGAACUUGUAGCCUGUAGAGCAAGUUAGGAUUUGGUGGCAUCAUGCUGCUGGCGGAGAAUUUCCGCAGCCGUUUAAAGGAUUUUAUUUUAUUUAUUUAUUGCCGUGUACAGUUUUUUGGGGAUUUGCAGUAGCUUUUUGUCCUGCUCGUCUUUGUUUUUCUGCGUGGGGCAUGCAUUUGUAAUCUUGCGGGAAUGGCAGGGGUGAGCAGAGGCCAUGGCAGACGCCUGCACUUGGGGCGAAAUGCCAAGGCUCCUGGGGCUGAUCGGAGGUAGCACUAGUACCCUUCCUCUGUAAUCUUCCAUAACCCUUUAUUCCCCUGUAACGGCAGGCGAGCUCCUAUCCGAGUUGUUGCCGGCGCUGGCUAAACUGCUCCAGGGUUGUAACCGCUUCCCUCUUUGUUUUGCCACACUUGGGUUGGCAAGUUAUCAAACUUCCUUGUUCUAGCAAAAUGUUCAGGGUAAAAUCUUCUCUUUUA
Molecule: messenger RNA, 2973 nt
Organism: Sorghum bicolor (sorghum)
Lineage: Eukaryota; Viridiplantae; Streptophyta; Magnoliopsida; Poales; Poaceae
Product: ETHYLENE INSENSITIVE 3-like 3 protein
Exons: 3
Coding region: 397-2253 (618 amino acids)
Cellular component (GO): nucleus
Molecular function (GO): DNA-binding transcription factor activity; DNA binding
Source: RefSeq, a predicted model, not a curated record